AUGGAGGGUUUGCUUAAGAAUGUGUUCGGUGGCUCUCAGCCAUCGGAUGCUGCCAAGGUUGAGGAUGACUUCGCCGACUUUGUGAACGCACCGGACCCAUCUCCCACCUCUAUCGUGGCCUCUUCGGCCUCCUCGGUGCCUGCAUUCAACACCGAGGGCGUCGGGGCCGGCGUCCCGUAUACGAAAUGGUACCGGGUGUGGGAACGAACGUCGCCCAAGGACUUCAUCCAGGAGGCUAUGGUGGCGCCCAUCAUCCUGUUGAUCGUCGUCUUCCAUCUCUGGGGCACCCGUAAGAACCGACGCAAGGCCCGGGACUGGGCCCAGGCCCACGCAUCCGCCCUCCACAGCGAGUUCGCGGUCGUCGGCUUCAACGGCGUCCGGAAGUCGGAGGUCACCUCGGAGCUGACUUCGCCGGAAGAUUUGUUGAAAGAGAAGACGGCCCAGGAGUUCACCUCGUACGCCACUGGCCGCCAGAACGUGGCUUUCGUGGACAUCGCGAUCAAGCUGCCCAAGCGCUACAACCCCGUGACUUACUGGAUGGAUGUGGUCUUUGGUUUCCUGUUCGACAGCUGGCAGGCGCCGACCGAGACCUACGAGGCCGUUGCGUAUACUUUUGAUGGCAAGGAGAAGGACGUGGUUCCCGUUCCUGCUCAGGAUACUUCCUCGUUGAAGGUCAACAACUCGGCCUACGAUGGCUUCAUCUGGGCCGUUGUGCACAAGAACCAUAUGCGCCAGUUCCGUCAGGAUCGCUACGAUGCUUCGAUGACUUUCACCAAGGACAACGCCAAGCUUCCCCAAUGGGCCACCGUGAUGACUGAAAAUGCCGAGAUCACCGACGCACUUCUCACCCCGGAGUUGAUCCAGGCUGUUGAGAAGGCCGGCGAUGACUUCAAGUAUCUUAUUGUUACCGACCAGCCUACUGACCGGCCUUUGAAGAUCGAGGAGACCACCCCUAGAAAGCGCAUUCAAAUUUGCGUGAGCCUUCCCUCCUCCGCUUCCGGGUAUGCGUCAACGCUGCCCUUGUUCACCCAGUUCCUCCGCUUUGCCGAUAAGCUUGUGGCGUCGGCUCACUUCCGCGCCGAGGUGAUGCGUAAGGUCCGCAACGCCCGCGAGGAGGAAAUCAAGAAGUUCCGUCGCAUGGAUGAAGAGGAGAAGGCCGAGGAGCGCAAGCUGGCUGCCGAGAAGAUCAAGAAGGAUGAGCGAGAGCGUAUUUUGCGCGGCAUGAGCGCCGACGAGCAGCGCAAGUUCCUUGACCGUGAGCGUGAGAAGGGACAGCGUCGGUCCAUGAAGCGCUACACCAAGAAGGGUUAA
This is a messenger RNA of Aspergillus affinis, 1311 nucleotides long. RefSeq names its product CCDC47 family protein. The transcript is spliced from 3 exons. Gene Ontology annotation, biological process: endoplasmic reticulum calcium ion homeostasis. The record is from RefSeq and is a predicted model, not a curated record. NCBI's taxonomy places the organism in Eukaryota, Fungi, Ascomycota, Eurotiomycetes, Eurotiales, Aspergillaceae. Gene Ontology annotation, molecular function: calcium ion binding. Gene Ontology annotation, cellular component: endoplasmic reticulum. Bases 1 to 1311 code for a protein of 436 amino acids.